Molecule: messenger RNA, 2935 nt
Organism: Dimorphilus gyrociliatus
Lineage: Eukaryota; Metazoa; Annelida; Polychaeta; Dinophilidae
Source: the annotation of a GenBank genome assembly
CAUGGAUCAUGUAAAAAAGAAAUUAUUAACGCAAUCGACGCCGUUUAUUAUGUCUCAUUUGACGCCCAAUAACGAAAUGAUUGAAGCUCUCAGAAAGGAAGCCGUUCUUACCCACGAAGAAUCCAAUCAAAUUAUUCAAGACGAUACUACAGCCGGAAAAUGCAUACUACUCAUUUGCUUCAUUCGUAAAAAGGACAACAGAAGCUGGACGAAAUUCAUAACAAUUCUCGAACAAUACGGAGCAAGUACCGUCUCUUCCAUGCUAAGAAGUAAAUCAACAGCAUCGGAGGUCGUCCUACCCGAUAAACGAACUUUAUCCUACCUGGAAACCUGUUUAAACAACAUAUCGGUUCCCCAUAAAAUAGUUAAGGAAGUUGCUACCAAAGUUGUAUUGAAAGAAGUCUAUCACGACGACGUUUCCACCUUACAAGAAAAAAUAUUAAAUCUUCAGCGGAGUCUACGAGCAGCUUCUCUUGUCAACCCCUCUCCUGCCCAUCCUACUCUACCCCCAAUAUCGAGGCCGGACUCUGAAGAACGUUCAAUGUCGGUCUCGUCGGAAGAGAGCUUCGGCGAGUUGCACGCUCUCAUCAAACAAAAAGAGGACGCCAUCAAGAAGAAGGACAAAGAAUACGAGAGAUUGAAAAACAUUAUGAAUGACAUUCAACAAGAGUACGACACUUUAAUGAAUGUAAAUCAAGAGUAUUUGAACAUUAUUACCAAUCUUCAAGCAAUUCACGAUGGCAAAACUCCGAGGAGUGUUGCUGCCGAACGAGAUGCUGCAAUUUUAGACAUGAAGUCUGCCCUUUUUGAAGCUCAGGAAAAGAUUGAAUCUCUUCGCACGGAAGUGCAGGAAUUAGACGUUAAAGCCAAAGAUGCUCAGAGCGCUUUCAAUCACCUCCAAAAAAAAGAACUAAAAUACAGAGAAAUGUUGGGCUUGCCUCCCGAUUCCGACAAUGAAAGUGUCGAGAGACGAAUUCAAGAAUUACUGCAAAACGGAACCAUGCAGAAAAGCGAUCUGGACAAGCUCAAACAAGAACUAAACAAAGUUAAGGAAAGUAGACUGGCCGCUGAAGAGAAACUAAAUGCCAUCGUUCGAGAAAAGGAACAUAUCGAAUUCUAUAUGAGGCAACAAGAGAUGACGAUGAGAAGGAUGAAGAGACAAACUGUUGCUAAACCAACACUUGUUGCGGCCGAGUCGACUGUUGUCCAAGCAAAAAUUGCGGGUGCCCUUAGACUGCCUUCAAUCGAACCGUCGUGUAGGCCAACAACAGGAAAACAUCAACAAAAGUUAAACUAUUGUAUAUUUUGUCGAACUGAGUUUGACAACAGUAAAGCGACGACCUGCAGAGUUCAUUAUAGAGCGCUGGUGAAAGGUCAUUGGAUGUGUUGCAAAGACGAAUGCCAUCGAGGAGCUGGUUGCCUACAAUUGCCACAUAUGUAUAUUGAAAUAACAGCCGAUAGAAAGGUGUUUUUGACGGACGGAGCCAGAUAUGCACAGCUUCUAUCAAGUGUUUCUUUUGAUAAAAGUGCCAAUCCAUCCGCGGAUCAUACUACUGUGGUUAUAGGUGACUGCGACAUUAAGAAAAAUGACUGCAUUCGAAACAAACCAUCAUCGGAGAAUUAUCUAUCAUUUUGGUCGAUAAAUUUCCUCAAAGAUGUCACUGUCGUUGGAAUUAAAAGAGUUUUAAGCGGAGGAAAUUUAAAAUUAAGUCGUAUUUUAUGGCUUUUUCUAAUCGUCUUUUCACUUGGCUUCAUGUGUUUUCAAGUUCAUGACAGAAUUACGUAUUAUCUAAAAUAUGAAACUGUUUCCAAGCUUAAAUUUGUUCAGUUAUCUGAACCAAACUUUCCAAUUGUUACAAUCUGCAAUGAAAAUAGAAUGAUUAAAGGAAAAUUAAUCGUCGAAAUAGACGAUAUGAGAAUACUAAACAAGUUGAGGGAUAUUUGGGCUGUAUCUCCAGUAAAGGAUGAUAACUAUUACCCUCCAGAAGUGAUGAAAAGUUUAAAGAACAAUUCGUAUAGAGACUGGUCCAUAGUUUAUUCUAAUUCUAGUCAAACCAUCGAAGAAGCAGUAGCAAUGUGUAAAUUCAAGCAAAGGGAUUGCGUAUAUAGUGAUAUGGGCUAUAUUUCAACAAACCUGGGACGAUGUUUUCAAUUUAACCCACAUCACAAAUUAAAACUGUUAGUUGGUGGGGCAAUGGAAUCAUUUCAAAUUUUAUUAUACGUUGGGCAGGAAGAGUAUUUCAUUGCAAACUCAGCAGCAGCGGGUUUUAGGAUACUCUUUCACUCUCCAAGUAAGAUAUUUAGGAUGGCUGAGGAGAGCAUAUUGCUGUCUCCGGGAUUUCCGUAUGGGAUUAAUAUAAAAUUUAGGAAAACGCAACAACUCCCCUACCCUUACGGAGAGUGUUCAGAUAAAGCCAACUAUACUAGAGUAUCUUGCUUAAAUAAAUGUUUCGAAAUUUACGCUGCUAAAGAAUGCAAAUGUCGAGAUAUUUCUUUUACAAACGGAAAAGAGUAUCCGGUGUGCGCUCCUCUUAACUUAUUUUGUCUAAAAGAUGCGGAAAAAACGUUUUAUAGAAGUGGGAUAGUUGCAAAUGCCUGCAAAUGCAAUUUUGAAUGUGUUAUGGAUCAUUAUGACUUUACUAAUUCAAUGGCUAUGUUUGGCAAUACUUUUCUGGAUGUUUUAAAAGAAAUAGUAAAUACUUCUUCGAAAGAGAUUUCUAAGAAUUAUAUUAUGGUCAGCAUUUACGUUUCAAACAUUAUCAGACAAAAUUUGAUUGAGAAGCCAGCUUAUACGUUGCUAGCUCUUUUAUCAGAUAUUGGUGGAGCAUUUGGUUUGGCUUUAGGAGCAACAGUUUUGACCAUUUUUGAAUUUGUAGAAUAUUUCAUUAUAAUAUUCACUAAGCUCAUUGUCAGCAGAACGCCAAGACAGAGUUGA